Pomacea canaliculata is the source of this 1002-nucleotide messenger RNA. RefSeq names its product complement C1q tumor necrosis factor-related protein 6-like. Lineage: Eukaryota; Metazoa; Mollusca; Gastropoda; Architaenioglossa; Ampullariidae. Bases 161 to 760 code for a protein of 199 amino acids. The record is from RefSeq and is a predicted model, not a curated record. Gene Ontology annotation, molecular function: protein binding. The transcript has 2 exons.
CAAAAAUACCUGCCCUCGAAAAAAACCUUUUCAACGCCUCGAAGUUUAUCACAAGCAUCCCGGCAACUCGUUCUUUCGACUGCAUUUAAGACCUUUGGUUCGAGAUCACCACGAAGCAUACUUCCUGGAGCUGCUUGAUCUCCGGCACCGCUGUUUCACAAUGUCUUCUAGCUGCAUGACGAUGCUGUCGGUGGUGGCAGCGUUGCUCGUGUGUGUAGAUGCGACUCGCGUAAAACGAGCAGACGACCGGCCAGAGCUCGAGGCCGUGGUCAACCAACUGUCGGAGCGACUGACACAGGCGACCGCUCAGCUGACUGCGCUUCAGGGACAGGUGUCUCAGCUGACUGCGCGAUUUCAAUCCUCCCAGACGCAAGUUGCCUUUAUCGCAUUUCACGGCGACGACCCCUUUAAUGUGGCCACGGAUGGCACGAUGAUGUACAACACGGCGCAGAUCAACAUCGGCGGUGCUUUCAACACCGUGACCGGAGUCUUCACGGCCCCCAUCGCCGGCCUCUACGUCUUUUUCGCCAACUGCAUGUCCGUUGCGACGACUGACCUCGACCUCGGCAUCCUGGUGGACGGCCAGAGAUACGGAGGGUGCUAUUCUUUCACCCAAGAAGGCAACGGCCAGGGUGCAAAUAUGGUCACUGUACACCUGACCCAAGGGCAGCAGGUGUGGGUGCAUAUGUACCGACCUUCCCGUACAGUAAGAGGCAACGUGUGGAAUUCUUUUUCCGGUUUCUUGGUCAAAACCGACUAAGAAGCGCAGCAAGAAAAGAACAUGAUCGAUUCUUGCCCGAGUUUUCUUUCUUGGUUCCUAAAGACAUAUAUUCAUGAUGCGCCGGCUCACACAUUAUCUGCAUUCCAAAAGGGCUUUUAUGCGAUCAAAAGGUUCUCUCAGCUGCAAAAAAAAAAAAAACAACCGAAACACACACACACACACAAAAUACUGAUAAGCAUGUAACGGAUAUAGAUGCAUCAAAAUAAACUGAAUGAAUCGCA